AAGAUCCCGCCGAAUCGAACAGCGAGUUCCCAAACGCAGAGGCCGAGCCCAUUCCUUCGAAGUCGAAAUCCCUCGCCGCCCUCCUGGCCGAAGCUCACGGCCUCGUGUUCCCUCUCCGUGGCGAUAUACAAUUGCUAGAUCGCUUCCAUUUCCGACUACUCUCGAAGGCUUGCAUUUGAAACGAGGUCAGGUUUGUCUUUUUUGUUGUUUAACGCCGCAGUUCUAAUUCUGAAUCUUGAUUCAGAAUUUCAGACUUGUUCUUGCUUCUUAGAUAGGAAUUUUCGAGAUUUCGUACUGAGGAUUUAAGAUCUAAGACUUAGACGAUGGCGAGAGAGGAUUGCGGAGUUUAUCACGAGAGGCAAAAGCUACAGUUGUGUCUCUUGCACGCUCUCAAUAACCUAUUUCAGGAAAAGGAUGCAUUUACUCGAGCAAACUUAAAUGCAAUUGCUGAAAAGCUGGUGCGCGAUGUGCCGAACCAAGAAACUUGGACGCCAUUAUCAAUUGUCUUUAAGCCUCAUCACAACACAGUAACCGGAAAUUAUGACAUAAAUGUCCUAAUUUCAGCUCUGGAAGAGAAAGGGAAGAGUGUAGUGUGGCAUGACCAUCGGAAUGGAGCUUUCUCAAUCGAUUUGGAUGGACCUGAUCAUACUUGUAAACUAAUGGGAAUUGUACUUAAUGUCUCAGUUAGAAGGUUUGGUGGCAUUUGGAAAAGUAGGCACUGGGUUGCUUUGAGAAAGAUCGAUGGAUUAUGGUAUAAUUUGGACAGUGAUCUGCCGGAUCCUCAUCCAUUUAAGGACACUGACGAAUUAAGACAAUUCUUGGAUCAUGUGAUCAAUGACAACGGGGAAAUUUUGCUUGUUAUGAAUGACAGGAACUAAAUCUUAUCCCUUGAAUACUCAUGUUUGUGCUGGAAUCAAAUGUAAAAUAAGAAAUAUAGCUGGAUUGCUUUGGCUGUUUAUUUGCAGCCCAAUUUGCAUACCAAAAUCUACUUGACUCGAGUUAAUAUUUCUGAUUCUUUCAUAUUGUUUAUAAAGAAGGGAAAUGAUUUGAAGUGAAAAGUAACAAGAAACAGUUCGUGUCUAGAAUCAAACCUGAGUGUUUUGAAGAUGGGUACCGUGAGGGGAUUUUGAAUUUGCUAAGCUGCUGGGCAAUCCACUAUUAGACGAAAUGGCGCCUGGUGUUACAGAGAAAUAUGGUUUGUUAUUUUGAAAAAAAUUCAGAUAUUAUACAAGCUAACGACUGCCUCACCAACAACCUCUACUGGUUAAGGCAUAAGGGCUCUACGAGCAUCAGAGACCUUUCUUCUAAUUCCAUGACGACAACAUUGGAGCAGAAGGUUAAGAAACCGAACUCAUCCAGCAACAACAGAACUGGGAGAAGCACUUUUCAAAAGUGUAGAUUUCCAUCCCCCAAAUCGCUUAAAAGACUGCAAUUCUCUCCACUGUGCUUUCUAAAGCACCUAGCUGAUAAAGUGACUCGAGCUCUGCAUUUCAUGGCUAUGAAGAGAAAUCGACCCCUUCAAAAACAACAUGUUCCAGCGGCCGUGCCCGUUGCGAGUUCCAAGGCAGUCCAGGUCCCUGCCACCAUCGAUUCACAUAGAACAGAGGCUGUGGAGGACUGCAUCAAGUACAUCAACGCUUCCACUUAGCUCACACCAAAUUCUUGUAAGAUUUUCUCCUGACAAAUGCGUAUAUAUGUGGGGUUUUUGUGGGUUUUAAUGUCUGAUAUCAUAUUGUUGCGGAUCAUGAAUUAUGAUGCAAUAUGUUCUUGUUUAGAUGAAAAAAACGUCCAUUCAUCCAUCA
Messenger RNA from Cucumis sativus (cucumber), 1802 nucleotides. RefSeq names its product josephin-like protein. The transcript is spliced from 3 exons. Gene Ontology annotation, molecular function: cysteine-type deubiquitinase activity. Lineage: Eukaryota; Viridiplantae; Streptophyta; Magnoliopsida; Cucurbitales; Cucurbitaceae. The coding region runs from base 324 to 878 and encodes 184 amino acids. Gene Ontology annotation, biological process: protein deubiquitination. The record is from RefSeq and is a predicted model, not a curated record.